Spea bombifrons (plains spadefoot toad) is the source of this 4711-nucleotide messenger RNA. It is a transcript of the gene KIF15, whose product is annotated as kinesin family member 15. Gene Ontology annotation, biological process: microtubule-based movement. The coding region runs from base 106 to 4272 and encodes 1388 amino acids. NCBI's taxonomy places the organism in Eukaryota, Metazoa, Chordata, Amphibia, Anura, Pelobatidae. Gene Ontology annotation, molecular function: ATP binding; microtubule motor activity; microtubule binding. The transcript is spliced from 35 exons. The record is from RefSeq and is a predicted model, not a curated record.
AUUUGAAGUUCCGCCAUUUUGGCUGUGGAGGUCGCUGCCGAAUAUUAGAAAGGGGUUUAUUUUGUUUUUCUUAAGGAACCCAGCGAACCUGGAAGGACCAGGAAGAUGGCACCGGGAACUAAGGGUGACCCAUGUGAUGUUACGCUACCUCUCUCUUCCCUGCCAAGUGGUGAAGGGGACGCAAUCAAAGUGUUUGUCAGGAUUCGUCCUCCGGUUGAGGGGAGUGUAGCUGGUGGUGAUGGGGAUCAAAGCUUGUGUCUUUCUGCUCUGUCUCCCAAUACCAUCCGCUUGCAUUCCAAACCGGAGCCAAGAAUAUUCACCUUUGAUCAUGUUGCCAAUACGGAUGCAACUCAGGAAUCUGUGUUUUCAAGCGUGGCAAAAAACAUUGUUGAGUCAUGCAUGAAUGGUUACAAUGGCACCAUAUUUGCCUAUGGUCAGACUGGCUCAGGAAAAACUUUUACAAUGCUGGGCCCUUCUGAGUCUGACAACUUCACACACAAUCUCAGGGGAGUCAUUCCUCGAAGCUUUGAAUAUUUAUUUUUUCUAAUCAAUCGUGAAAAAGAGAAGGCCGGAGAUGGUAAAAGUUUUUUGUGCAAGUGCGCGUUUAUUGAGAUCUACAAUGAGCAGAUAUUUGACUUAUUGGAUCCAGCUUCAGCAGGGCUCCUACUCAGAGAACAUAUCAAAAAGGGUGUUUUUGUUGUUGGAGCAGUGGAGCAAGUCGUCACCUCUGCCGCAGAGGCAUAUCAGGUUCUGUCUAUGGGCUGGCGAAACAGACGUGUAGCUUCCACCUCAAUGAACAGAGAAUCAUCCAGGUCCCAUGCUGUCUUUACAGUUACCAUUGAAUCUAUGGAAAAGAUCAAUGAGAUAGUCAAUAUCCGAUCCUCCCAGCUUAACCUGGUGGAUUUGGCAGGUUCUGAGAGACAGAAGGAUACACACACCGAAGGAGUCAGAUUGAAGGAGGCAGGCAGCAUAAACCGCUCACUGAGCUGCCUUGGUCAGGUGAUCACUGCAUUGGUUGAUGUGGCUAAUGGCAAACAGAGGCAUAUAUGUUACAGAGACUCAAAGCUGACUUUCUUAUUGCGGGAUUCUCUUGGUGGAAAUGCAAAAACCUUCAUAAUAGCAAAUGUACACCCUGGAUCCAAGUGCUUUGGGGAAACUUUAUCUACUUUGCAGUUUGCACAACGGGCCAAAUUAAUUAAAAAUAAGGCCGUAGUAAACGAAGACACUCAGGGGAAUGUGAAUCAACUACAAGCAGAGGUCAAGAAGCUGAAAGAACAGCUUUCUCAGCUUCUUUCUGGACAGAUGCCACAUGAUAUUUCUAUUGCCAGAGUAGUUUCAGUGGAAGAAAACAACGGUGACUACAUGAACAACUUUUUAGAAGCCAUGAUGCUUCUGGACAAAUCAGAGAACGAGAAGAAGGCCCUCUUUCAAAAAGUAUCCCAGCUAGAGGAUCUUUGCAACAAAAAAGAAAAGUUUAUUCAAUCAAACAAAAUGAUUGUCAAAUUCAGGGAGGAUCACAUUGCUCGUCUUGAGAAAGUUCAAAAGGAGGGACGGGACAUAUCAAAUAACGAACAAGAUGACCUCAUCGCUCAGCUCAAGGAGGAGAUACUGGUACUAAAAGAACAGAUUGAGCAUCACCCACGUGUGGCAAAGUACGCCCUUGAGAAUCACAGUCUUAGAGAUGAGAAUAAACGUCUGCGGUCCCUUCAGUCUGUAAAGAGAGCACAUGAGCUAAACGCCCAAAUAAUAACAGAUCUGGAAAAGGCAUUUUUGGAGGCUUCUUCAGCCUCAAAAGAUAAUGGAGAUAUGCAAAUGCAUUCCGCUUCAAUACCCUCAUCGGAUAUGCCAUCUGUGGAAAAGAUGCAGGAGAGAUUGCUGCAACUUCAAAGUGAGCUGGCCACUUCGAAGCAAGAAUAUGAAGAAUUCAAAGAGCUCACCAAGAAGAAGCAGGUUGAACAGGAAGCGGAGGUUCAGUCGCUUCUGAAGUCUAAUCAGCACCUUGAAAACAUUUUAGAGGCUAUGAAAGCUCACAAGCGACAAGAGGUUUCCCAACUCAAUCGAAUGCACGCAGAAACCAUCAAGAAUAUGACAACUCCCACUAAAGCAUACAACCUACGGUCUCGCCUUGUGCCCCGCAUGAGUCCAGACAAUUUUCAGAAUGGGUUGAUGGAUACGCCUAAGUCAGGAGAGCAAAUGGAUGACAUCUUCAAUGAACCUAUCCCGCCGGAGAUGAGUGAACAAGCCUAUGAAGCGAUUGCAGAGGAGCUCAGGAUGGUGCAGGAGCACGUGGCUGCCCUUCAAGCAAAACUAGAUGAGGAGGAAAGUAGAAAUAUGAAAUUCCAACAGCAGGUUGACAAGAUGGAACAUCACUCUACCCAGAUGCAAGAGCAUUUUUCUUCAGAAAGGACAAAUUGGAGCACAGAACAACAAGAACGUCUUGCACAAAUUAAAUUGCUUGAAAAACAACAGCAGGACUUUAAGGUGAAAGAAGAAAUAUUGAAAAGCGAGGUCCAUGACCUGCGAGUUGUGCUUCAGUCUGCAGACAGAGAACUCCGAAACGUGAAGUUAGAGUAUAGUGAUUUUAAAGGCAAACAAGAGAAGGAGCUGAGCCAGCUAUCAGACAGACAUAUGAAUGUGCAGCUUCAACUCGAUAAUGUCAGAUUAGAGCAUGAAACCUUAUUGGAGGAAAAGAGAUCACUUCAGGAUGCAUAUGAUAACCUCGAAGAAGUAAUGAAGUUUGAGAUUGACAGCCUGAAACAGCAGCUCUCCGAGAGCAGACAGGAAAAUGAGGCUUUGAAAUCUGAACUUAGUAAUUUGCUGGAGCUCCUAGAAAAUGAAAAAGAAUGCAGACAGAAGCUGGAAUCUCAGCUUGAAGAAGACAAAGAGUACAAGACAAAGGAACUUUUGAAAGUUCUUGAUGAAAACGUGCAUCUCAAGAAGGAGUGCUCGGAUCUUAUGACACGCUGUGAACAGCAGGUCACGGAUCUCCAAAAGCUUGACUACAAUUUGACAUCUUGCAAAGAAACAAUAGCAGAUUUGGAGAGGAAAAACUCUGCAGACAAGGAUGUUGUGGCUGACCUCAUGAACCAAAUUCAAGCCCUGAGAACCACAGUCAACCAAAAAACAGAGUCUGUAGAUGUCCUUACAAGAGAACUUGAAGACAUUAAUAAUAAAUACAGUUCUGUGGUGUCAGCAAGGGAAGAAAGCAAGAAUAUUUUAGAAAAGCAGGAGCAAGUGAUCGAAGAACUGAGAGAGAGCUUGGAGAGGAAGCAGUCCGCUGAUAACAUCGAGAGAGAGCUUUUAUGUGAUGACUUGGCUCAUGCAACUGAACAGCUGGACAAGUUAACAGAAGCCUUUAACAAGCAGGAGGCCUUACUUCAGUCGCACAAAGAAGAACUGCUUCAAAAAGAACAACGAAUCACAGAACUAACCAGCCAGCUAAAACAACUCGAACACCUAAAAACAGAAAAGCCAAAUAAUGAAGAAGUGAAACAGUCGUAUAGUAAUACAUGUUCCCCUACCCAACUUCCGCAGACUCCCAGAACCCCACAGGCAUACCUGUUUGAGUCUGAGCUAAGUGGCCUACUUAACACAAAUUCUACCUUGGAGCUACUUGUAUCUGAACUAAAUGAGGAGCGAAUGGCCAAAAAUGAAGAAAUCUUAAGACUUAAGGCACAGUUGUGUGAAACAGAAAACAUGCGUCUGGAGAUCCAGAAUUUACAGGCACAGUGCAAUGAACUAACAAGCCAACUGGACAACCGUAAACAAAUUGAUAGGGCAAAUUUGGCACAGAAACAAUCUGACAUGCAGGAGCUGAAGAAGGAAAUGGAGAACGAAGUCUUUGAAAGGAUGGAAAAGGGUAAAGCAGCUGGUCACUUACUGAAAGUUGAGGCAGAGUUAGAAGAGGCAAGAAAUCUCCUUCAGAAUAAGGAGCAUUUCUUAGAUGAGCUCGGGAAGGAGCUCCAGCGUACAAGAACGUUAGAGUCCAAAGCCUUCCAGGAGAAAGAAGAAAUAAGGUCACUACUGGAAGGAAAAUAUGAAGAGACAGAAAAGCUUUCCCUGGAGCUGGAUAUGUUAAGAAAACAAGUUGCAUUUCUUGCUGAAGAAAAUGGGAAACUAGUUGGUCAUCAAAAUCCUAACCAGAAGAUUCAGUACUUGGUGAAACUUAAGAAAGAUAAUACUAAACUUAUGGAGGAGGCCGAAAAACUGCGGAUAGAAAAUGCUUUUCUCAAAGAAGUAAAAAAAUGUGAACACUGUUUAAACAAUGUUUAAACAAAAUAUUAACAGUGAAUUAUUAUAAUAAGUGCGUUUUCAAAACAGAAAUCCUUACAAUUAAAUUCUCCUUUUCCAUAAUACAUUCUCAAGUGAGGUCUUCAAGCUAGAUAUUAACUGUAGCUAUGUAUAGGAACUGAUGCUAAAAGGCAGCUUUUUGUUUAACUAAUAUUUGUUAAACGGUACUAUACACUGCAAAACAACCAGAAGUUUCUCUUUUUUGAUUAAUGGCUGUUAAUGUUUUGAUCUUAAUUCUAAAUCGUUUUUGAUAGAUGUCAGCAUGUAGGGAAUAAGAGGGAUAUGGGUUAUGCUUAGAAAUAAAAUAUGUGAAAUUGGACUUUUGCCUAUACAAUAUCUUAUGGACGUGUGUGUUGGUUUUUGUAUGUUAUAUAAAUGUCUUUUCCAUGUUUUGUCUGUCUUUAAGCUGUAAUACAUUAAA